Molecule: messenger RNA, 2391 nt
Organism: Aedes aegypti (yellow fever mosquito)
Lineage: Eukaryota; Metazoa; Arthropoda; Insecta; Diptera; Culicidae
Product: synaptic vesicle glycoprotein 2C
Exons: 8
Coding region: 371-2035 (554 amino acids)
Biological process (GO): transmembrane transport
Molecular function (GO): transmembrane transporter activity
Source: RefSeq, a predicted model, not a curated record
GAGCAAGCGGGUGUUCCCAUUCGGAUGUCUCCGCCGGUGCAGUACCUCGACAUCAGUUCUACGGAAGAUUUGCAGCUAGGACGACGUCCACGGUAACUGACUGAGUCCCGACUCAGACGCUGCCGACAGUGUAAGCAAACGCGGCGCGUGUUCAACUUUUGCGGUGAACUCGGUUACGAGGUGAAUCAUAAUAUUGUUUUUCGGAGAUUGCAUCCCUGUCUAACGGGAGGGAUACAGACAAAGGGACGAUCGAUCGAUCGACCGAUCGAUUGGUUGGUUCAUCGACUUCGCAGAGCAGCGUGAGAGGGUGCGCGAUCCUCGUAUAAAGCAAACGGGAUGGAAGAUCAACGCCCUAGUAGUGAACUUCAGGAUGCCGUGGCAAGUAAAUAUCGGAAUAUACCGGAAGUGGUGUUGGCGUGGUGGAUACGCAGCAUACGAUAACAACGAAACUCCUAAUUCCGAGAGUCAAACCAUCGAAAUUCAUCACAUUCAACUGCGGCAUUAUGCCAGUAAUGAGAACAGCGGCUGCAGCAAUGGCAAACCCCACUCAUACAGCUACAAUGAAGCGUUGGAGUUGAUCGGCGAUGGGAAGUUCCAAACCUUUCUGCUGUUCGUCUGCGGGUUCUGUUUGAUGAGUGUCAUCAACGAAACCCUAAAUAUGGGCUUCAUCAUCUCGGCAGCUGAAUGUGACCUGCAGUUGACCUUCUCCGAUAAAGGGAUGCUCAACGGAGCGGCGUUCUGCGGAGUGGUGAUCAGUUCCCACUUCUGGGGAUUUCUCUCCGAUACCUGGGGUCGAAGGAAGGUUAUUCUGCUGGCAACCAGUGUUAGUUUAGCGCUCUCGAUUCUAUCCAGCUUUUCGGUGCACGUGUGGAUGUUGAUCAUCACGCGGUUUCUGGUGGGAGUAUUCAUUUCUGGCAACGCGGCCACCACCUACGCCUACUUGGCUGAGUUUCACACCGACAAAACUCGGGCCAAGGUCAUUUCCUGGGCAGCCAUGUUUAUGGCCUUCGGAAUGAUCUAUCUACCCUUCAUAGCCUACUUCAUCAUUCCACUAGAUGCUCAUUUCGAGUUCUACAGCGACUCUCUUGGGAUGCGUUAUGGAUUGUGGAGGUUCUAUCUGUUGUUGACUUCACUGACGAGUGUCCUCAUCAUCUGCGGGAUACUCUGUCUACCGGAAAGCGGCAAAUUUCUGCUGACUUCCGGCGAACAGGAAAAGGUGCUAGAGGUACUAAGUCAAAUGUACCGGUGGAACAAAGGUGUCCCAGAUUAUAUGUUUCCAAUCAAAUCGAUCUCGCUGGACGCGAUCGACAGUGCCUUCGUGGAACAGCGGAAGCGUGAGAUCAACCAAGGGCUACGCUACGUGUGGGAGCAGACGGUGCCACUUUUCCGACCGCCCCUAGUUGGCAACACUGUUCGGGCGUCCUUCCUCAUGUUCGGCCUAUUCAUGGCCUCUUCGGGUUUGUUCAUGUGGAUGCCAGAUAUUCUCAACACGUACGUCAACUUCAAGGAUGCCAAACUUACAAUCUGCGAUGUGGUCGAGAUCAUUCACAACAACAAGACUCACAUAAGUUCUCCACCAACUGUUGCCAGUUGUGUUGUUAGCAUUGACGCGUCCAUCUUUAUGAUCACAACAAUAAUGGGAAUCUUGUUCCUUGCUUGCUAUAUUUUGAACGGAGCCGUCAUUAACCUGGUCGGGAAGAAAUUGCUACUGAAUAUUUGGUACGUGGUGUGCGGCGUGUGCGGAGUCGCCGCUCUGUGGACUUCCGAUUUCUACCUGACGCUGUUGGUGAUCGUGAUUUUCCUCGCCGUUGGCUGCUGCGGAUCGGUGCUCAGCGCCAUAUCGGUUGAUCUAUUUCCAACUAAUUAUCGGGCAAUGGCGCUCUGUCUGAUACUGAUGACCGGCCGGCUUGGAGCGAUGGUUGGCAGCAACGUGGUCGGCGUCCUGCUCACCUACAAUUGCGAACUGAUCUUCAUUGUGAUGGGGGGACUGCUGAUAGUUUGCGCUGCAAUUGGAACGACCUUACCGGGAAAGUGACAGAGCACAAUUCGAAAAAUGCUGAUGUCUACUGCCGCUGCUCUUCUUUCAACGAAUCGUACCUUGUCACAAUCAUCUCGUCAUCAGCAGCAUACCUCUAAAGGCCUGCCCACCAUCAAUAUGUUCAAUCAAUUUACUACGCACAAGAACCUGCGUCAACGCUGCUAAACGAGCGAAACUGAAAAAAAAUCAUCAAUAGCAUCGAUAGACGUGCCUUUCUAGCUAUAGCGGCUCAGUACCGCUGGCAGUUGAGCUAGAAAGCCUCAGCUAGCGUCCAUCUCGCGGGCUAUCGGUUAUCAGCCAAUAAAAUUGCAUAAAUAAUUAGCUCCGUGAAAGGUAUAGAGCUGUCGAUGAGA